This is a messenger RNA of Anisakis simplex (herring worm), 225 nucleotides long. NCBI's taxonomy places the organism in Eukaryota, Metazoa, Nematoda, Chromadorea, Rhabditida, Anisakidae. The record is from the annotation of a GenBank genome assembly.
AUGACUCAGUUUUGGUUUAUAUUUUGUCGUGAAGGUUUGCGAAAGCAAACCGAAAAGCUCAGAUUGAAGGUGAAUCAUCCCAGAGGGAGGUUUGAGAUGAAAAGCAGUGUUUGCGUCAAAGAUCGAUGGUUACAAAGCGUUGAGGAUUCACGUGGCGAGAGGAGUGGCUACGUUCCACGAGAGGAGAACGCCACCAGUAGUGUACAUGAUAAUGUGUGUUUCUAA